Molecule: messenger RNA, 1959 nt
Organism: Herpailurus yagouaroundi (jaguarundi)
Lineage: Eukaryota; Metazoa; Chordata; Mammalia; Carnivora; Felidae
Gene: HORMAD2
Product: HORMA domain containing 2
Exons: 11
Coding region: 156-1076 (306 amino acids)
Source: RefSeq, a predicted model, not a curated record
GUCUCUCGCCCCACCCAGAAAGGCGUCGUUGACUAUUCAUGAGCCCGAAAGGCUUUGGGCUCGAAAAGGCCGUUGGGCAUCCUUCUGAGAGACCUGAGAGAGACCUCGAGGAGCUGAGGUUUGACUUGUUAAAAGAAUCUUGAUACAUUACUACAAUGGCCACUGCUCAGCUCUCUCGCUCUAUCAAAAUUCACAAAGCAUCUAAGGAAACAGUUUUUCCAUCCCAAAUCACUAAUGAGCAUGCUUCAUUGAUAAUGGUGAAGAAACUUUUUGCUACUUCUAUCUCAUGUAUAACAUAUCUAAGGGGCCUGUUUCCAGAGAGCUCUUAUGGAGAACGCCAUUUGGAUGACCUCAGUUUAAAAAUACUUCGAGAAGAUAAAAAAUGUCCGGGGUCACUGCAUAUUAUCAAAUGGAUUCAAGGCUGUUUUGAUGCUUUGGAAAAGAGAUACCUACACAUGGCAGUACUUACACUUUACACAAAUCCCAAGGAACCUGAGAAAGUGACUGAAAUAUACCAGUUCAAAUUCAAAUACACAAAACAAGGAGCCACUAUGGAUUUUGACAGUAGUAGUAUAAGCUUCGAAAGUGGGACAAACAGUGAAGAUGUUAAGAAAGCCAGUGUUCUACUGAUCCGCAAAUUGUACAUACUAAUGCAGAACCUUGGACCCCUUCCUAAUGAUGUUAUACUUACUAUGAAACUCCACUACUAUAAUGCAGUGACUCCUCAUGAUUACCAACCCCCUGGUUUUAAAGAAGGGGUAAAUUCACACUUCCUGCUGUUUGAGGGGGAGCCUGUAAACCUGCAAGUGGGAUUGGUCUCCACUGGCUUUCAUAGCAUGAAAGUAAAAGUCACAACUGAGGCCACCAGAGUGUCUGAUUUGGAGAACAAUCUCUUUCAGGAGAACAGCACAACUGAGAUUACCCAUCAGGGUCUAGACUUUGAUGAGGAAGAAGAAGAAUGCAGCAAUCAUAUUCAAAGAAUGAAUUUUGUGUGCAGUCAGCAAAGUUCUCAGAGCUCCAGGAAGAAGAGGAAGGUCAGCGAACCAGUGAAAGUCUUCAUCCCUGACAGAAAAUGAAAGUUAGAUACCUUCACUGCAUUUAUUCUAAAAUAAUUUUAUUUUACAACAAACAUGCAUGAAGUGUCUUAAUAGGAAAGUAAGUUCCUGUCACCAAAAUCUUUUACUAAAUUUGUUGCUCAACUGUUUUAGUCAAUUUACUAAGUGCUAACUUACUGAGUAGAGCAUGGGUUCACUUUGUCACAAGAAAACAAGGUUACUGGGGCUGCCUUGGGAUAGCAUUACUUUAAGGCUGAGUUAGAGACAAGACAGCCUUUAUAUUUGUAAAAGAACCACAGCAGCUAUUUUGAAAAGACAUAAGCUGUUGUUCUCAAAGGAAGGAGGGUUUUCUUUGCAUAACUAAACUCCCCAGGUAUUUAGACUACUGUGAAAUGUUGUAACUUGUUGUAACCUGUGUACUGGAACCCUCUAUAGCUUUAUUAGAAUUCCCACAGACUUGCAUGGAUGUAUGCGGUGGUGCUUAUGCAGGUGUGAUUUUUAUGUUAACUUCAAUCACGAGAUUGAUCAGCCAAGUGUUGGACCAAAGUGUACUCUCCCUGUAAAGUUCCUCAAAUCUGGCCUGAUGCCCUGCUCUGUUGGCCAACCUGAGACAGGCAAUAGGCUGCAAUGCAGAAGACUGGCUCCCUUCUUAAGGCCCACGUUGAAUGCUUCCCAACAAACACUUCAGUUUAUCAGUCUGUAACCUGCAGACUCUUCAUUCCCUCAUUCUGAGGGAAUUUUGACAGACUUAAUGAUUAGUAUUAGAUGAAUAAUAAGUGACUGAAAGUGUUUUUAUUAUUUAGUAACAUGCAAUUUAAUAACUUAAUUUAAAUGGAUAGGACUUCAAUAAGCUAAAUGUUGAAUAUGUGUGCUUUCCAGUUAAAUAAAACCAAAAUGCACAGUA